This is a messenger RNA of Phytomonas sp. Hart1, 2442 nucleotides long. Lineage: Eukaryota; Euglenozoa; Kinetoplastea; Trypanosomatida; Trypanosomatidae. The record is from the annotation of a GenBank genome assembly.
AUGGAGAAAUGUGCCCAAUUCAUUGCUAUGUAUAUGAGAUAUGAGCCAUUGUACGAAACUGGGCUUAAUAUUGACAACCAAAAUGACAUAGUUGAGAAUGUUCCAACACUAGUUGUCUCUCCUAAGACCGCGUUGAUGUGGCAAACCGGGAACUGUCUUGAGAUGAGCAUUGUGUUAGUCUCAUUGCUUUGCGGUUCGGGUUACAAUGCUUUUGUAGUUGUUGGUUAUGCACAUCCGAUUUUGUGUCUUAAUGAUCAUAGCAACGAUUUGUUUGAGGAUGAUUUUUCAGAUAUACAGACCAACGAUGCCGAUAGUGACACCCCUGUGGAGGAGAAUAUUGAUUACAUUGAUUUAGUAAAACAACGUCCUGUACUUCGCAACGUUGAUGACCCUGAUCCUGAGAUGCCGUCUGAAGAAGAUAUGUCUCUUGAAAAUCUAUCUAACCACCGCGAAACGGAUAAAAUAGCGAGCGCUCUUCCAAUUAGACCACUACACUCUUGGGUCUUGGUGCUGAAGGGUGGUAGAAGAAACUUAGAAAAUCCGACUUUUAUUGAGCCAACGACUGGGAAGCUUGUUCCAGUAUCGGAAGCGGAUCAACACUACUUCGGGAUUGAAUCUAUCUUUAACAAUAAAAACUAUUACGUGAAUAUGCGACCAGAGUAUCCGGUCAGCUCGUUGUCGAUCGAUUUGCGUGAUUUAUCAGAAUGGGAAAGCCUUAUUCCAAUACCAAAUGAUAACGAUAGCCACGACUUAACUACAUCAGCGUUACCAUCCACUUUAAUCCGGCGUGCAUUCCAUGAAUUAGCUCAGGAAUCCAUAUGUUCCACUCAAUUUACCGAGAUAUUUUCCAAAUGCAACGUUUCAAUUCCUCGCUCUUGGGUACAAGAGUUGAUUAUAACCCCUGAACAGUAUAUAAGUCGCUUUCCAGGGAACUGCAAGGAAUUCAAAUACUCCAAUACAACCGUUCGCUUCUUUGCUGAGUAUUCUCAACCGGAUCUUUGCGUUAAAGAAGUUUAUCUAAAGGAUACCGAAAAGGAUAAUCUCGAGAAGAUUCAGCUUUUUUAUAAACAUCGAGCCGAUAAACUGCAGAGACGUAGUUUGAUCAGUCAGGGAAACUUAGAUAUUGAUAUUAAACACAUUAAUGAAACCUGCCAUAUUUUGAGCUUACCUCCAAACUUCGUUCUGAUGGAAUUGUAUGAAAGGGGCCGCAUGCGCAGUCCUUUUAUCGAUGGUCUUCAUGUGCUUAUUUUCAAACCAGGCGAAGAAAGAACUAUGAAGUUCUACUCCAAGGUUCGUGAAGAUGGCCUAUAUAAACGUAUUGAGCUCUUCUACGACAGUCAUUCCAUCAAGAAGAUCAAAGAGUAUUACAAAGGUCGCACCGAUCGUUUAUGCUACCGAAGCAUUUCCUUUGCUAAGCCAGAAGAUCUAUCUGAUAUAUAUCUACACGAGAAUCUUGUGAACAUGGGGUACGGAUCUAGCAUAAGUGAAUUCCCUCGACUAGGGCCGAUCCGGCUUAGCCAGAAGUUCCUAAGCAAUGAAGAGAUCCCUUUAUACAAAGAUGUUGCGAAGGUCAUCUUUACAUGCCCUGCUUCGUCGAAGGAGGGCCCUGGAGAAAUGAAAGUGUUUUUUCAUUACUCCGAAGGCAGCAUCAUCCGGCCGUUUCACGUGUUUACCAAGGUGGCCUCAAGCGUGGAGGACUACAUCGCGGCGUCGGCAUCCAAGAUGCCUUCUGAUCUCCCGGUAAAAAUAACCACCGUCCCCGGGCAGGACCUACCCAGCGACCUGGAGCUGUACACGGAGCGAAAAUGGCUUUCGACGAUGGAGUCGGAAUGCUUGGCGGAGGUCCGUGCGAAACUCGAGGAGCACCUUAGCCUUCUUCACACCCUGGAUAAGGAUCACCAGAAUGUCGAACGCGUGCUCAGCACCUACGAUACGCUACGCAACCGCACGAACGAAACGGAGGCCGAGCUUGCGCUGAAGCUCGCUGAGCGUGUGAGAAAGGAGGAAUCCCAAAAGGAUUAUCUCGCUCCGUACAUUGCUAAACUCAAGCUACUUUCCAAUUUCGAUGGAAAUUAUCUCUCUGUCAAGCUCAACGCAGAGCAAGCGAAGCAAGUUCGGGAUGCUGCAUUAUCGGAGCAGAAGGAACGCCUCAUUCAACGUGGUCAGAUUAUGCAAAUGAGAAUCGAUAAAGAGAAGGAUGAGUUUAACAAACGCCAACAACUUUACAAGAAGAGAAUUAAUGCAUCUGCCAUCGAGGGGGGCAAAGAGGCAGAGGAAUUUGCAGCUUAUUGUAAAGAAGCAACAAGUAGGAUAAAGGUUGUUGAUGAGCGCCUAGCGAAACAUGUUGACCAGGCAAGUGAGAAGUAUGAGCGACUUGCACAGCGACUUGCAGAGGAUCCUCGACUAUCGGCUUUAUACUCACGUUCUGGGGAGGAGUUGUAG